Messenger RNA from Humulus lupulus (European hop), 1595 nucleotides. RefSeq lists its product as uncharacterized. NCBI's taxonomy places the organism in Eukaryota, Viridiplantae, Streptophyta, Magnoliopsida, Rosales, Cannabaceae. Gene Ontology annotation, biological process: proteolysis. The transcript has 2 exons. Gene Ontology annotation, molecular function: cysteine-type peptidase activity. Bases 506 to 1246 code for a protein of 246 amino acids. The record is from RefSeq and is a predicted model, not a curated record.
CUGUCUGAGUUUGAUUCCUGGAUUAAUCAUGGUUUGAAGAAAAGGAACAAGUAUGUAUAACCAUUAUUUGUUUUAAAGUUUGUUAUAUGUGUAAUAUGUAUGAUUAAUUUGUUAAGCUUUUUAUUUUGUUUUUUAAUGUAUUUUUCAGGUUUAAAAAAUAUGAUGAUAAUUCUGUGGAGCCACCAAUUAAUUUCACUUUUGUUCAUAUUUCUGAGAAGGCUUGGUUUCAUAGCCUUUAUUUCUCUGGGCAAUUCGUUGACUCAUCGGUGAGAUUCUCGCUUUUUUAAUUUAUCUGGUUUUUCAUGUUGGAGUUCUUUUUUUUUUCUCUUUUUUUUUUACAAGGUAAUAAGUCUGGUGAUCUAUUUUAUGUUAUAUAUUAUGAUGUUAUUGGGUACCCAGUUACCUUACUGUUUGCUUUGUUGUAGUUCAUUGGGUAACUGGUUACCCAAAUCAUAGUAGAUUUGUUUCUACCCAUAUCAUUUUAUAAUCAUGUAUUUUAUUUAUUAUGCAGCAUAUUGAUGUGAUGAUGUAUUACUUGAGGAGAAAGGUUAAAUUGUCUACAGAUUUGAAGAGAAGAGUAUCUACGACUGACACUUGUUUUGGGCAAAACAUAGUGUUUAUGUAUGAAGAUUUUAAGAAAAAAGGUAGUGGCGCAUUUAAAAUAGAUGAGAGAUGCGUUGCUUUGAAGAUAAUGAAGGGGGAAUCCAUGUUUUGUGCAACUCAUUGGAAUUUGCUUGAUGAUGUUGUCAUGCCUGUUAAUGUGAAUGGUCUUAUGCACUGGAUUUUGUUGCACUUUAAUGUACAGCAGAGAUCUCUUACGGUGUAUGAUUCAAUGUCUGGUGCAAAGCAUGAAAAUCAGACUUUACCUGUCGUUGAGGCAUUUGCUGUUUUGAUUCCUCUUCUUCUGGAGAUGAUUGAUUUCUAUGUUCGUAAAGAUAUUCAUCUUGAUGUUAGCCCGUAUGAUGUGGUAGAGAAUGAGGCUUUGAAGUUGAGCAUUGCUAAAGGCAUUCCUCAACAGACUGAUUGUGAUUGUGGUGUGUUCUGUACUUAUUUUGCUGAGCAAAUAAUUCUUGGGAAGGAGAAUGAGAUGCCUAAAAAUAUUGAUGUUCGCCUCCUUCGUAAAGACAUUGCUGUCAGCUUGUACUAUCAUGGAAAGAACAAAGAACUUGAGGGAUACUUAACUAGCGAUGAGUUCACUGAGAAGCUUCUGGAGAGGAGACAGAAAAGAAUGAAAAUUGCUGCAUAGGCUUUUAGUGAUAUUAUAUUUCUUUUGGUUUUUUAAUCUUUUCUACAACUGUAAUUAAAUGGUGAAUCAAUUUCUAGUUUAACAGUUAGCUUUUUUAAUUUUCUUCUUAUGUAAAACAUUGGGAUUCUUAAGGUCAUUUUAUAUAUACAUAUUAGUAUAUCGUUUUGUUAAUUCUUUUGCUGUUAGCUUUUUGGAAGAAUAAUUUAGAGGGUAACCAGGUACCCAGGUUGUUUAUUUUCUAACAUACCAAGGGUAACUGGUUACUUAAUUGUUUUCUUUUUAAUUUUUUCCCCAUUGGUUUGUUGUUUGUUAAUUACAUUUAUUAAUAUAUAUUUUAGAUAACCCUUUA